AUGAAUCCUUGUCGGAUUUCUCUGCUGGCUAGGCUCUUUUUCGAUUCGGUUGGAAUAACGCUCUUGAAUUCAAAUCGCUUUUGUCUUUUGAAUAAUGAAACGGAUUGUGUUACUAGAUACAUCAAACCAAAUUACGCGGUUAAUUUUGAUACCAUUUUUGAUGAUAUUUUGGACUGUGACAAAAAUGUGACAAAUCGAGAUGUUUUUUUUGCUAUUAAAACCUUCAGUGAUUAUCAUAAAACUCGUAUCACUGUUGUGAAACGAACGUGGGCGAGAACGGCGAAAUAUGUGGAAUAUUUUAGCGAUCAACAGGAUCAUUAUAUUCCAACCAUCGUUCUUGGCAUUAAUAAUACAAAAAGAGGUCACUGUGCCAAAACUUUAUCGAUUCUGAAACACUUCUUGUCCCAUAAUGAAGCUAAAUAUAUGUCGUGGUUUGUAAUUGCCGAUGAUGAUACUCUUAUCAGUGUUCGGCGGCUUUAUAGAUUAUUGUCUUGCUAUGAUGCAAGAUUAAAGCUCAUAGUUGGUGAGAGAUAUGGCUAUGGUUUUAGUGGUGUUGGCUUAUAUGGUUAUGAUUAUCCUACCGGCGGAGCAAGUAUGAUAUUCACGCAAGGAGCUAUGCAAAAAAUGGCUAAGAGUUGUAGCUGUCCUAAUGUUGACUCUCCAGAUGAUAUGAUAAUUGGUAAGACCCAUAUAUCCAUUAAAAGUGUUGACAAUGGGUAUUUUGCAGGUAUGUGUGCUCGACGUUUUUUCAUACCCAUUAUUCAUUCAACAGCGUUUCAUCAAGCUCGUUCUGUUGACUAUCCUCGCUUAUAUCUCGAGAAAAUACCACCUAUUUCAUUUCACAAAUUUGAGGACAUUGAUCCUUACGAAGAAUAUGCAACUUGGCUUCACGAUACUGACUCUAUUCCAGCUAGUCGACCUCUUCAUUCAGAACUGUAG
Molecule: messenger RNA, 939 nt
Organism: Dracunculus medinensis (Guinea worm)
Lineage: Eukaryota; Metazoa; Nematoda; Chromadorea; Rhabditida; Dracunculidae
Source: the annotation of a GenBank genome assembly